Messenger RNA from Suricata suricatta (meerkat), 1895 nucleotides. It is a transcript of the gene WNT11, whose product is annotated as Wnt family member 11. Gene Ontology annotation, biological process: canonical Wnt signaling pathway; cell fate commitment; neuron differentiation. Lineage: Eukaryota; Metazoa; Chordata; Mammalia; Carnivora; Herpestidae. The record is from RefSeq and is a predicted model, not a curated record. The coding region runs from base 186 to 1250 and encodes 354 amino acids. Gene Ontology annotation, molecular function: frizzled binding; cytokine activity. The transcript has 6 exons. Gene Ontology annotation, cellular component: extracellular region.
CUCGCGCCGACCUGACGCGCGGCGUGGACACUCGGCCCCGAGCGCCGAGCCGGCUCCCGGUCCAGUGAGGCUCAUUCUGGCGGCGUGCUCUCAGGACGAUCCUCGGUGGCCGUGGCCGUGCCCGCGGCGGGACUUCGGUGCAGCUCCUCGAGGGUGAGACCCCCGAGCGCGCGUGCGGCGCCACCAUGAGGGCGCGGCCGCGAGUUUGCGAGGCGCUGCUCUUCGCCCUGGCGCUCCAGACCGGCGUGUGCUAUGGCAUCAAAUGGCUGGCGCUGUCCAAGACCCCGGCGGCCCUGGCGCUGAACCAGACGCAGCACUGCAAGCAGCUGGAGGGGCUGGUGUCGGCGCAGGUGCAGCUGUGCCGCAGCAACCUGGAGCUCAUGCACACCGUCGUGCACGCCGCCCGCGAGGUCAUGAAGGCCUGCCGCAGGGCCUUCGCCGACAUGCGCUGGAACUGCUCCUCCAUCGAGCUCGCCCCCAACUACCUGCUUGACCUGGAGAGAGGGACCCGGGAGUCAGCCUUCGUGUAUGCACUGUCGGCGGCCGCCAUCAGCCACGCCAUCGCCCGGGCCUGCACCUCCGGCGACCUGCCCGGCUGCUCCUGCGGCCCUGUCCCAGGUGAGCCACCCGGGCCCGGGAACCGCUGGGGAGGAUGUGCGGACAACCUCAGCUACGGGCUCCUCAUGGGGGCCAAGUUUUCCGAUGCUCCUAUGAAGGUGAAAAAAACAGGAUCCCAAGCCAAUAAACUGAUGCGUCUACACAACAGUGAAGUGGGGAGACAGGCUCUGCGCGCCUCUCUGGAAAUGAAGUGUAAGUGCCAUGGGGUGUCUGGCUCCUGCUCCAUCCGCACCUGCUGGAAGGGGCUGCAGGAGCUGCGGGAUGUGGCUGCUGACCUCAAGACCCGCUACCUGUCGGCCACCAAGGUGGUGCACCGACCCAUGGGCACCCGCAAGCACCUGGUGCCCAAGGACCUGGAUAUCAGGCCUGUGAAGGACUCGGAGCUCGUCUAUCUGCAGAGCUCACCCGACUUCUGUAUGAAGAACGAGAAGGUGGGCUCCCAUGGGACGCAAGACAGGCAGUGCAACAAGACGUCCCACGGCAGUGACAGCUGCGACCUCAUGUGCUGCGGACGCGGUUACAACCCCUACACAGACCGCGUGGUUGAGCGCUGCCACUGCAAAUACCACUGGUGCUGCUACGUCACCUGCCGCAGGUGCGAGCGCACCGUGGAGCGCUACGUCUGCAAGUGAGGCCCGGCCCACCCCAUGGGCGCCCUCGGAGGCCCCGCCAGGGGACCAGAGACGCCCUGUGGAGUUUAGCUCGGGAAUUCCAGAUGCCAGGCAUGGGAGGUGGCUUCUGCUCUGCCUCCACUUGGAAAUUGCCAGGAACAGAAGGCCCGGCCACUCUGGAAGGGGGGGCCAGGACAUCAAAGGAGACCGACAAGAUUAAAAAUAACCUGGCAGCCAGAGCCUGGGAGUGCCCACUCGCUGCCUUCCAGGCUUGUUGAAGAAGCCAGGGGCAUGGGUUUGGCAAGACUGGUGUGGACUUGACCUUUCUCAGCCAGAGACACCAGCCUCCCGGGAAGGGAGGUCUCUCUGCCGGCCAUCCUCAGAGUGUUCUGCAUGCCCAGCCCGUGCGACACCCCCCCCCGCCCCCCGCCCACCCCAGGGUCUGAGCCUGCUGGGCGCACCACAUGGAACCACUAGCUUGGGUUGUAAAUGUUUUUUGUUUUGUUUUGUUUUGUUUUGUUUUGUUUUGUUUUCUUCCUCUGGGAUGUGGGAGCUACAGAAAUAUUUAUAAAACAUAGCUUUUUCUUUGGGGUGGCUUGCCUCAAUUCCUCUUUAUAUAUUUUAUAUAUAUAUAUAUAAAUAAAUAUAUAUAAUGAUCUCUAUUUU